Messenger RNA from Lodderomyces orthopsilosis Co 90-125, 1122 nucleotides. RefSeq names its product saccharopine dehydrogenase (NAD+, L-lysine-forming) (gene LYS1). NCBI's taxonomy places the organism in Eukaryota, Fungi, Ascomycota, Pichiomycetes, Serinales, Debaryomycetaceae. The transcript has a single exon. The coding region runs from base 1 to 1122 and encodes 373 amino acids. Gene Ontology annotation, molecular function: saccharopine dehydrogenase (NAD+, L-lysine-forming) activity. Gene Ontology annotation, cellular component: cytoplasm. The record is from RefSeq and is a predicted model, not a curated record.
AUGAGUCCUCAACCAGUCACUCUUCAUUUAAGAGCCGAAACAAAGCCAUUGGAAGCUAGAGCUGCUUUAACUCCAACAACCACCAAGCAACUACUUGAUGCUGGCUUCAAAGUCUAUGUUGAAAAAAGUUCACAAUCCACAUUUGACAUCAAAGAGUAUGAAGAAGUUGGUGCUGAAAUUGUCCCAGAAGGAUCAUGGAAACAAGCCCCAAAAGAUCGUCUAAUUAUUGGUUUAAAAGAAUUGCCUGAAAAUGAAACAUUCCCCUUAGUUCAUGAACAUAUUCAAUUUGCUCAUUGUUAUAAAGACCAAGCUGGAUGGGAAACUGUAUUGGGUAGAUUCCCCGCUGGAAACGGAACUUUAUACGACUUGGAGUUUUUAGAGAAUGAUCAAGGUAGAAGGGUUGCUGCUUUUGGGUUUUAUGCCGGUUUCGCCGGUGCUGCUAUUGGUGUAUUGGAUUGGGCAUUCAAACAAACUCAUAGUGAUGAUGAAAAUUUACCUGGUGUAACUCCAUAUCCUAAUGAAGAAGUAUUGAUAAGUUAUGUCAAGGGAGAGUUACAAAAAGCAUUAGAGAAAACUGGUGGUAAGUACCCUACUGCUUUGGUUAUUGGUGCUUUAGGUAGAUGUGGAUCUGGUGCCAUUGACUUCUUUAGAAAAGUUGGUAUCCCUGAUGAAAAUGUAGCUAAAUGGGAUAUGCAAGAAACAGCCAAAGGUGGUCCAUUCAAAGAAAUUGUUGAUUCGAAUAUCUUUAUCAAUUGUAUUUACUUAUCACAACCAAUUCCUCCAUUUAUCAAUUAUGAAAGUUUGAAUGUUGAUGAUAGAAAAUUGACGACUAUUGUCGAUGUUAGUGCUGAUACCACUAAUCCCCAUAAUCCAAUUCCGGUAUACGAAAUCGCCACUGUAUUCAAUGAACCAACAGUCGAUGUUAAAACUACAAAAGGUCCUAAAUUGUCGGUAUGUUCAAUUGAUCAUUUACCAAGUUUAUUACCUAGAGAGGCAUCAGAAUUUUUCUCCAAAGAUUUGAUGCCAAGUUUGUUGCAAUUACCAGAAAGGGAUACUGCACCAGUAUGGGUUAGAGCCAAACAAUUGUUUGACAAAAACGUUGCCAGAUUACCAAAGAAUUAA